AGGUGCAGCGGCGCUACAGCACAGCGAGGCAGCGGGACGUAACAAGGCAGCCAUGCUUCUGCGGAGCGUCGGACCGUGGCUGCUGCUCCGCAGGAGCAGCGCCCUGGCCGGUAACAGAGCUUACCACGCCGACCCCGUAGCCAGGCUGGGUUCUCAGCCCGACACGCAGGCGCCGGAAUACCAGGAAAAUUACGAGCGAAUGCAGGCUCUCGUUGAAGAACUGAAAACCCGCACAGAGAAAAUUAAAUUGGGUGGUGGUGAAAAGGCAAGAAAUCUUCAUACUUCUCGGGGGAAACUCUUGCCAAGAGAGCGCAUUGACAGACUUUUGGACCCGGGGACACCUUUCCUGGAAUUUUCUCAGUUUGCAGCAUAUCAGCUGUAUGGGAAAGAGGAAGUUCCUGCUGGGGGUAUAAUUACUGGAAUCGGACGGGUUUCAGGGCUGGAGUGUGUUAUUGUUGCAAACGAUGCCACCGUCAAAGGGGGGACGUACUAUCCUGUCACGGUGAAGAAGCACCUCCGUGCUCAGGAAAUAGCCCAGCAGAAUCACCUGCCCUGCAUAUACCUGGUGGAUUCGGGAGGGGCCAACCUACCCAGGCAGGCGGAUGUGUUUCCAGACCGAGAUCACUUUGGACGAAUUUUCUUCAACCAGGCAAGGUUGUCUUCGGAGGGAAUAGCACAGAUUGCCGUCGUGAUGGGAUCGUGUACUGCGGGUGGAGCAUAUGUUCCAGCCAUGGCAGAUGAGAGCAUCAUUGUGCGGAAGCAAGGAACCAUUUUUCUCGGCGGCCCUCCUUUGGUCAAAGCGGCGACCGGGGAAGAGGUGUCUGCUGAGGACCUUGGUGGUGCAGAUCUUCACUGCAAAAAGUCUGGUGUCACCGACCAUUAUGCUUUAGACGAUAGCCAUGCCCUUCAUUUGGCAAGGAAGGCGGUCCGGAGCCUGAACUACAAGAAGAACCUUGAGGUGACCACAGAGCCCACUGAGCCCCCCCUGUUCCCAGCUGAUGAACUGUACGGCAUAGUCGGAGAAAAUCUGAAACGCAACUUUGACGUCAGAGAGGUCAUUGCCCGCAUCGUCGACGGCAGUAAGUUUGACGAGUUUAAGGCUUUUUAUGGGGACACGCUCAUCACAGGAUUUUCCAGAAUAUUUGGUUACCCGGUUGGGAUCAUCGGCAACAAUGGAGUCUUGUUUUCAGAGUCGGCCAAAAAGGGGACGCACUUCAUCGAACUGUGCUGUCAGAGAAACAUUCCCCUCAUUUUCCUGCAGAACAUAACAGGUUUCAUGGUUGGCAGGGAAUAUGAGGCUGGAGGAAUCGCCAAGGAUGGAGCCAAGAUGGUGACUGCCGUCGCCUGCGCAAACGUACCCAAGAUCACUGUCAUCAUUGGCGGUUCAUACGGUGCUGGGAACUAUGGCAUGUGUGGUAGAGCCUACAGCCCAAGAUUCCUGUACAUGUGGCCGAACUCCAGAAUCUCUGUAAUGGGUGGAGAGCAGGCUGCCACCGUCCUGGCCACCAUCACCAAAGACCAGAGAGCCCGAGAAGGAAAGGAGUUCACAGCAGAGCAAGAGGCGGCCAUGAAGGAGCCCAUAGUGCGGCGGUUUGAGGAGGAAGGCAGCCCAUAUUACUCCAGUGCCAGACUCUGGGACGACGGCAUCAUCGACCCCGCUGACACCCGUCUCGUUGUGGGCCUGAGCCUCAGUGCAGCGCUAAAUGCACCAACAAAGAAGACACGUUUUGGAGUAUUCAGGAUGUGAUUUGAAGUAGGCCUAUGGUUGAACUUGGUGCUUUGGUUCACCAGACGGACUUGAACGUGUAGUUUUCAGGAGUGCACAGGUCUGGGGAGGCAUCACCAGAUUUAGAAAAGAGACACCGUUUGUAGAUGGCAGUACCACAUCUCUGAUUUAACAUGUUGGGAGGUUAGUGAACAUUAUAACUGUUAACCUUGUGCCUUAACUGUUGCUCUCCCAGUGUGACAUGCAGCUGUACCUGUGAAGCUGUUUUACUGUAUUUUGUCUUUCCCCGACUUCGUCUCAUUAACAUUAAAAUCUUUG
This is a messenger RNA of Lampris incognitus (smalleye Pacific opah), 2044 nucleotides long. It is a transcript of the gene mccc2, whose product is annotated as methylcrotonyl-CoA carboxylase subunit 2. NCBI's taxonomy places the organism in Eukaryota, Metazoa, Chordata, Actinopteri, Lampriformes, Lampridae. Gene Ontology annotation, molecular function: methylcrotonoyl-CoA carboxylase activity. The record is from RefSeq and is a predicted model, not a curated record. The transcript has 18 exons. Gene Ontology annotation, biological process: L-leucine catabolic process. Bases 53 to 1747 code for a protein of 564 amino acids. Gene Ontology annotation, cellular component: methylcrotonoyl-CoA carboxylase complex; mitochondrion.